AUGUGUGACCAGCAGCCGAUUCAGUGUUGCCUGCCAAUCCCGCAGUGCUGCGUCAAGAGUUCCUCCUUCUGCCCCUCUCAAUCCUCCUUUGCCAAUAAUCAGGUGCUGGUUCAAGCCCCUUAUGAGAUGCAAAUUGUGGAGUGCCCUGCACCGUGCCCAGCUCAAGUUUCGCAGGUGACAUGUCAGGCUCCAUGCCAAGAGGUGAAGUGCCAGUCUAAGACCAAGCAGGCAAAGGGUCUAUUUCAGUCUAAGACCACCCAGUCAAAGAGCCAGGUUUCAUGCCAGUCUCAAGCUUCCUCUGGUCAAUGCCAGGCUCCAUGCCAAUCUGGGGUUUCCUACGUGUCAUGUGACGCCUCACCCCCCGUCCAGACUUACUAUGUCGGAUGUGCUCCUGUUUGUUAUACAGAAACAUGUUUUGUGGAAUGCCCAGUCCAGACUUGUGUACCCUGUCCAGCUCCUCAGCCGGUCCACACAUACGUAGAACGCCCCCCAGUGUGCCAGACUCAGGGAAGAUUCUCCACCCAGGGCCAGUAUCGUGGCUCCUACAGCAGUUGUGUCCCACAGUUCCAGCCUCGGGGUUCCUAUAAUAAUUGCACCUCCCAGUACCUGUCGCGGCCUUUCUACAACAGCUGUGCCCCUCAGCUGCAGUCCCGAGCUUCAUUUAGUCCUUGUGUGCCCCAAUGCCAGACCCAGGGCUCCUACGGGGACUACUCUGCCCAGCACCGGUCUCUGAGCGCCAGCAGAUGCCUCCCUCCUAGGCGGCUGCAGCCUUUUCCCCGCAGCUGUUCCCCACCACGACGAUAUGAGCCCUGCUACAGCAGCUGCCUGCCAUCAAGAUCUACUGGUUCCCCUAACUACUGCACCCCACCCCGACGCUCGGAACCCAUCUAUGGCAGUCACUGUCCUCGGGGCCCCACUUCAGGCUGUUCUCAGAGACGUGGACCCAAGUGCAGAAUAGAGAUUUCUUCCCCCUGCUGCCCCAAGCAGGUUCCCCCACAGAGGAGUCCUGUUCAGAUUCCUCCCAUCAGACGCCGCUCCCAGAGCUGUGCCCCUCGGCUCUCCUGGGGUGCCUCCUGCCCAGAACUGAGGCCUUACGUGGAGCCACGUCCACUUCCAAGCUUCUGUCCACCACGGCGUCUUGAUCAGUGUCCAGAGCCGCCACUGCAGAGGUAUCCACUUCCUGUUCCACUUCCACGUUCACGCCCGUGCAUGAGUCCAGAACCCCGUCCUUGUCCUCUACCACGGCAAUUUUCAGAGCCUUGUCUGUAUCCGGAACCACGUCCAGCACCAUGUCCAGCACCACGUCCAAUGCCACGUCCAGCUCCACGUUCUCGCCCAGCGCAGUGUGAGAUUCCAGAGCCACGUCCAUUCCUGCAGCCCUGUCAGCACCCAGAGCCUCUUCCACUGCCAGAACCAAUUCCCCUGCCUGCGCCCUGCCCAAGCCCAGAGCCAUGUGGGGAGCCUUGGCGCUGCCCCAGCCCUUGCUCGGGCCCAAAUCCGUUUCCAUGCCGAGGAGACCUAGGCUGCCGUGAGUCCAAUCCACACCACCUAGACACCGAGGCUCCCAGCUGUGGCCCAUCCGGUUUUAGUCAGGGGCAAGAGAUGCACGGCUGUGAACCUGGUGAUGUGUUUCCAGAGCGGUGGGGUCAGGGUAGAUGUGGAGACCAAGGCAACACCUGUGCUGGAGUGAAAGGUGGGGCUGAUGAUGGAGCAAAGAGUGCCUAUUUUUAA
Molecule: messenger RNA, 1731 nt
Organism: Carlito syrichta (Philippine tarsier)
Lineage: Eukaryota; Metazoa; Chordata; Mammalia; Primates; Tarsiidae
Gene: KPRP
Product: keratinocyte proline rich protein
Exons: 1
Coding region: 1-1731 (576 amino acids)
Source: RefSeq, a predicted model, not a curated record